CGUAGGUUUGGAUGUCCUUUACGGUGCACAGUUGUCCGACGACCGACGCCGCGUGUCGCGCAAACAUCAGAAACCGAUAAUUUAGUAUUUUAUACCUAUGAAGGUAUAAAUUUCUUUAUAGUCAAGUUCCGUCCGGCCGCACGUCAACCGCGACUCAUGUCUUGCACCAUUAAGACAAGUAUUUGCCUAUGGUGUAUGAUUUCUGAUCUCAUGGGUUUCUACCUCCGUAUCGAAAACGAGCCAAGUUUACGAUAAUAUUAAUUUCCUAUAGUAGCUGAUAUUUAAUUUAUUGGAUUAUAAUCUUCGAGCUUAUAACUUGUUAUUGUUUUGUGACAACUUCUGCAGCAGUGAUCGCGGACGGCAAAAUCCAAAGACGACCGCUACCGCAUAAAUACUGUUCAAACUCCAACGCAAAAAAGACAUAGGUGGGUAGAGUCUAUCAUGCGCUGAACAUUCGUUUUCGUCAUCGCACACGGCGCCAUGUCAGAAGUUCGCGCGCGCUGUAACAAUAAUAUAGAUUCCUAAGCACGAGGCAGCAUUAUACAUAAGGUUCAUCAUGUUUCCAGCCGUCGUUAUAAUCGUUGCAUGUUGUACGACAGUGAUACUAUUCCUGUACAAGUAUACGACAUAUACUUACAAGUAUUGGAAGUCGAAGUCGGUGACGUUUGCCACACCAGUACCAUUAUUCGGUAAUAUCAAAGACCACGUGACGCUAAAAAUGACCCAGGGCGAGUGCUUGAAAAAUAUUUACAAUGAUUUUCCUCGUGAAAAGUUUGUGGGCAUGUACCAGUUACAGACGCCAACUCUGCUACUCCGUGAUCCAGAAACCAUUCGGUUGUUUCUGGUGAAGAGCUUCGCACACUUCACGGACAGAGGAUUCUCGUACGACGGUCACAGGGAACCGUUGACCAAACAUCUAGUCAAUUUAGAGGGCGACACGUGGAAGAUUCUCCGACAAAAGCUCACGCCCACGUUCAGCUCUGGUAAAAUCAAAAGUAUGUUAGGACUGUUACAAGGCUGCGGGGUGCAACUCAUUGAGUACAUGGAUGCAACCAUCGAGUCUGGAAAGACGGAAUUCGAAAUUCGUGACCUAACAGCCAAAUUCACUACAGACGUGAUUGGCACAUGCGCGUUUGGACUGGAAUGCAAUUCGCUGAAAGACUCGCAAUCCGAAUUCAGACGGAUGGGAUGUGCAGUGCUCAAUUCGUCCGCAUCUUUAGCGUUGGCCAAAAUGGUCCGAGUGUUCUUCCCGAAACUUUUCAAGGCGUUGAAACUCCGUACGUUCCCGGCCGAAGUGCAACAGUUCUUCAUGGGCAUCGUAAAACAGACAAUCGACUUCCGGAACACCAACCGAGUGCGUCGAAACGACUUCAUACAGCUGUUGCUUGAGAUUAAAAACCAAAAUCACAACCAAGAAAACGCGAUUAAAUCGAUUGAACUGACCGAAGAGUUGAUCGCCGCUCAAGUGUUCGUGUUCUUCCUGGCUGGCUUCGAGACGUCGUCCACGACUCUGAGUUUUUGCUUGCACGAGAUGGCCGUCAACCAGGACAUUCAAAACAGGGUGUACGACGAAAUCAACGAGACAGCCAAUAUGUAUGGACUUCCGUUCUCUUAUGAAGCAAUCUCGUCGAUGAACUAUUUAGAACAAUGUCUGAAAGAAACGAUGAGGAAAUAUCCACCGGUACAGGCCUUAGCCCGAGUGUGCACCAAACAGUUCAGGGUGCCCGGCACAGACUUGGACCUGGACGUGGGCACGGCCGUUUUGAUACCAGUCUACGCGAUACACCACGACCCGCAGUACUAUCCGGAACCAGACACGUUUAACCCGGACCGGUUCGCCAAAGACGGCGAUGGCGGCGGUGGCGACAACGGGAGACCUUCCGGAGUUUUUCUGCCGUUCGGCGAUGGCCCGCGCAUAUGCAUAGGUAUGCGUUUCGCCAUGUUAGAAAUGAAACUGGCAUUGGCCCAGUUCCUUCACAGAUACUUAGUGACGCUGAGCGACAAAUCCUGUACACGCAUCGAAUUCGAACCAGCGUCAUUCCUGUCGUGUCCGAAAGGCGGUAUAUGGUUGAACGUCAAUAAACGUAAAGCAUGAGGCCACAUCACACGGACCAUGGUUUAUGUAUUAGAUAAUGUAAUUUAUUAUAGAACGUGUAAUUUUAUAUAUCAAAUUUAUAUAAAAUUUAUAUUCAAUAUUUAUUUUGUACAUUUCUAUAUGUAUAUAAGAAAUAGUUUCUUCAAUAAUAAUAUUGUGUUUUAUUUAAUAAAAAUAUAAUAUAUUAUCAAGUUACAGCUAAA
Acyrthosiphon pisum (pea aphid) is the source of this 2298-nucleotide messenger RNA. RefSeq names its product putative cytochrome P450 6a14. Gene Ontology annotation, molecular function: heme binding; iron ion binding; monooxygenase activity. The record is from RefSeq and is a predicted model, not a curated record. The transcript is spliced from 8 exons. NCBI's taxonomy places the organism in Eukaryota, Metazoa, Arthropoda, Insecta, Hemiptera, Aphididae. The coding region runs from base 557 to 2095 and encodes 512 amino acids.